AUGGAACCUUUUGGAAAAAGUCUAAAAAAAAAAAAAAAAUGUUUUAUUACAUUUGGAUGCCCAGAAUUAUCUUUAAUUAGAUUACAUCCGUUUAAUUUCUCAGUAGAGUUUUGUUUGAGGAAAGAUGAUUUGAAAAAAGUGAAAUGUUUUAUUGAAAAAAGUAAUCAUCCAAGAUUUGUUACUCUGGAUGUCUCUCUGGGAUGGUUUUUAAAGGAAGAAGUUCUUAACAAAUUGAUUAAAACGGAAAUACUAUGUGCACUUUCUAUGAAUAAUAUAGAUAUGGAUGAUGUUGUUUGUGUAAACAAGGGGAAGAUUAUUCUUUCUCUGACAAAAGAGACAUAUGAAAAGGUAGGUCUUGUAGGAAAGCCCUCUGCGUUUUCAAGAAAAUGUCCUAGAUGGAACGUAAUAUUAGAUAUGAGGGGGACAGCUAUGAAAAAAGGAAAGAAAGGAUUUGAUCGAAUUUUAUGGAGUUUUGAGAAUGUUCUUCAAAAAAAAUUUUCUUUUAGGAUGUCCGCAUUAAAUGAAAAUGAUAUUAAAAUUCUUGAAGAAGUUGUUGGUUCAUCUAGUUGUUUUGCGAAUUUUGAAAAACAUGAGUCUGGAAAAAUACUUUGCCCUUCUUUUUCUUAUCCAAGACAUGUGGACUAUCCAGGUAUAGACAGAAUUAUUCAAGCAGAAUGGGCUACGGAGAUAUAUGAAUGGUUAGGUUUAGUUUCUCUUGGAUCAGAAAGAUUAAACACCGGCUUUAAUGAUGAUCCAUAUUCAUUGCCCUAUAAUCUUUCAAAUUCUUCAGAAGAUGAGAUUAUAAGAUUUUUAUGGUCAGGAAUGAUUAGUUGUAGCUGGAUAUUAGAUUUAUGGGUAUUUUUACGGAACCUUAAAGAUAUAGAUUGGAUUUCUUUAACCGUUAAUGGAUUUGAGGAUUCACCUAUCAGUUGGGAAAAUUAUGAACAUGGAUAUUUUUUUGGGGGGGAAAAUACAUAUACAAUACUAAAGUUAAAUUCAGAUACUGUAAACAACCAAGAUUUGCAUUUUCUUGUUUAUGAAUAUGUAAAUAAUUUUGAUCAAUAUUCAUAA
Messenger RNA from Pneumocystis murina B123, 1071 nucleotides. RefSeq lists its product as hypothetical. Lineage: Eukaryota; Fungi; Ascomycota; Pneumocystomycetes; Pneumocystales; Pneumocystaceae. The record is from RefSeq and is a predicted model, not a curated record. Gene Ontology annotation, molecular function: ribonuclease MRP activity; ribonuclease P activity. Gene Ontology annotation, biological process: endonucleolytic cleavage in ITS1 to separate SSU-rRNA from 5.8S rRNA and LSU-rRNA from tricistronic rRNA transcript (SSU-rRNA, 5.8S rRNA, LSU-rRNA); tRNA 5'-leader removal; tRNA 3'-end processing. The coding region runs from base 1 to 1071 and encodes 356 amino acids. Gene Ontology annotation, cellular component: multimeric ribonuclease P complex; ribonuclease MRP complex. The transcript is spliced from 8 exons.